AGAGUAAAUCGGCAGGUCCCUGAGAGAGGCUGGUUUUAGAGAGAGAUUGGGGUUUUCGACAGAGAGGGAGAGAGUAGGGUUUAGAGAGAGAAAGGAGGAGGAUGUCUUAUUUGCUGCCUCAUCUUCACUCUGGUUGGGCCGUGGACCAGGCCAUCCUUGCUGAGGAGGAGCGCCUCGUUGUCAUCCGCUUCGGCCAUGACUGGGACGAGACUUGCAUGCAGAUGGAUGAGGUGCUCGCCUCAGUGGCCGAAACUAUCAAGAACUUUGCAGUCAUAUACUUGGUGGACAUCACAGAGGUACCAGACUUCAACACAAUGUAUGAGCUCUACGACCCCUCCACUGUUAUGUUCUUCUUUCGUAACAAGCACAUCAUGAUCGAUCUCGGCACCGGUAAUAACAACAAGAUCAACUGGGCUCUUAAGGACAAGCAAGAGUUCAUUGACAUUGUCGAGACUGUCUAUAGAGGGGCUCGAAAGGGGCGCGGUUUGGUGAUUGCCCCAAAAGACUACUCAACCAAAUAUCGAUACUAGAGUCAUCUUUCUCAUUGUUAUGAAGAGCUGAGACUUCAUUUUACGCCUGUAAUUUGAUGGUGCAACUGCAAUUUGUAAUUGUUGGGAUGUUGGAUUCGUUUUUAGAAACUUUCAUAUUUGGCCUUGACUAAACGAAAAAUAUCUGGUGAGUUGGUUCUCA
Messenger RNA from Amborella trichopoda, 690 nucleotides. RefSeq names its product mRNA splicing factor, thioredoxin-like U5 snRNP (gene YLS8). The record is from RefSeq and is a predicted model, not a curated record. Lineage: Eukaryota; Viridiplantae; Streptophyta; Magnoliopsida; Amborellales; Amborellaceae. Gene Ontology annotation, cellular component: U4/U6 x U5 tri-snRNP complex; U5 snRNP; spliceosomal complex. Gene Ontology annotation, biological process: mRNA splicing, via spliceosome.